Molecule: messenger RNA, 1400 nt
Organism: Esox lucius (northern pike)
Lineage: Eukaryota; Metazoa; Chordata; Actinopteri; Esociformes; Esocidae
Gene: rfc2
Product: replication factor C (activator 1) 2
Exons: 12
Coding region: 45-1151 (368 amino acids)
Biological process (GO): DNA-templated DNA replication; DNA repair
Cellular component (GO): DNA replication factor C complex; nucleus
Molecular function (GO): ATP hydrolysis activity; ATP binding; DNA clamp loader activity
Source: RefSeq, a predicted model, not a curated record
AAGUCUGCAAUGACUAACGUAAAAAUAAAUCAAACAUAGAUAAAAUGUUAGAAGAUUUGCUGUUUUAUGUUGCAGAGCGAGCGGUAAAUAUGGACGUGGAGAUGAAUGAGGUAGAUUCUAAACAAGUUGAAACAGAAGUUAAACCGAAGAAAGAUGAGGCCCCAACGAAAGUGUCUAGCGCUGGAUAUGAGUUGCCAUGGGUUGAAAAAUACAGACCAGUGAAGUUAAACGAAAUAGUCGGCAACGAGGAGACCGUUAGCAGGUUGGAGGUGUUUGCCAGAGAGGGAAAUGUACCCAACAUCAUUAUUGCAGGUCCCCCUGGUACAGGAAAGACCACCAGUAUUCUGUGUUUGGCACGAGCUCUUCUAGGGCCAGCAAUGAAAGAUGCUGUAAUGGAACUUAAUGCCUCCAAUGACAGAGGUAUUGAUGUAGUUCGAAAUAAGAUCAAGAUGUUUGCCCAGCAGAAAGUCACCCUCCCUAAAGGGAGACACAAGAUCAUCAUCCUGGAUGAAGCUGACAGUAUGACAGACGGAGCCCAGCAGGCCUUGAGGAGGACCAUGGAGAUCUAUUCUAAAACCACUCGCUUUGCUUUGGCGUGCAAUGCCUCCGACAAGAUAAUUGAGCCCAUCCAGUCACGUUGCGCAGUCCUGCGCUACACCAAGCUUCGGGACGAGCAGAUCAUGAUGCGUCUGCUGGAGGUGGUGGAGAGGGAGAACCUAGUCACCAGCAAUGAUGGCCUGGAGGCCAUAAUCUUCACCGCCCAGGGAGACAUGAGACAGGCACUGAAUAACCUACAGUCCACAAAUUCUGGGUUUGGCUAUAUCAACAGUGAGAAUGUAUUCAAGGUUUGUGAUGAGCCACACCCACUGUUGGUGAAAAGCAUGCUGGAACAUUGUGUCAAUGCAAACAUUGAUGAGGCCUACAAGAUUAUUGAGCAGCUUUGGGCCCUGGGUUACUCCCCUGAGGACAUAAUCGGUAACAUAUUCAGAGUGUGCAAGACAUUCCAGAUGCCUGAAUAUCUGAAGUUGGAGUUCAUCAAGGAAAUAGGCUACACACACAUGAAAGUGGCAGAGGGUGUGAACUCCCUGCUACAGAUGGCAGGCCUACUGGGUCGACUGUGCAGCAAGACAGCCAACCUUAAUUCCAGCUAACACUCCAACUACGCCAUUACCCAUAAAAUCCCUUCUUUCUUGCUCUCCUCCCACCUGUGUCUCAUCAGUUAUUCUCAAACAAACAUAGGUUGCCCCCCCCCACCCCCCCCCCCCCCCAUUGGAUAAAAAACAUUUAAUUACUUUGACUCAGUUUUAGAGUCUUAGUGAGUAGUUAUUUGUUGAAACAUUUCUGGAUUCAAUUUUAUGCCUGUAUGCUAAUGUAAAUACUAUUAAAAAUCACUUGUUUCA